Messenger RNA from Spodoptera litura, 3350 nucleotides. It is a transcript of the gene Tmem43, whose product is annotated as Transmembrane protein 43. Gene Ontology annotation, biological process: nuclear membrane organization; lipid metabolic process. Gene Ontology annotation, cellular component: nuclear inner membrane. NCBI's taxonomy places the organism in Eukaryota, Metazoa, Arthropoda, Insecta, Lepidoptera, Noctuidae. The record is from RefSeq and is a predicted model, not a curated record.
CAAAGUGUCACCUCUCGAGUUCAAUCAACUGACUGUCAAGUGUCAAUGACAACCAAGUCAAUUCAAUAGGGCCGGGCAGAAUACUGUAGUAAUUUUUAUAAAAAUUACGAAAUUUUAUAAAUUAAAAGAUGGAUUGGCAAGCAGCAAGAAGUCAUUUUAAACAAACUUGGCUGACUACGCUUCUUAGUUUAAUUUUAUUUGCUGGGGUUACGUACUUUCUAUUGUGGACAGAGUGUCAAACAAUCCAGAUUAACUUGAUGCUUGAGGAACUGGUGUCAGCAGCUGAGACUAUUGAUGUUCAUACCGGCGACGAAGCAGCGCGCUAUGAAGGAAAGGUCGUGCAUAUAGUGGGACCUUUGAGAAUACUCGAACCUAUAUCAGAACCCGACUAUAACAUACAAGUACAAGCUGUUAAACUACGGAAACGGGUGCAGAUGUAUCAAUGGAUUGAAGAAUCUACGGAUCAAGAUAAUUUUAUCAGUGAACCUGCUGAUGAGUCACGUAAAACGUACUGGUACCACAAAGACUGGCGAGACUAUGUGGUGGAUUCCUCACUGUUCUACAUCAGACCGGGACAUAUAAAUCCCGCCAUUAUGCCCAUGAGCAGUGAAACACAUAUUGCUGAUAAUGUUAAAAUUGGAUGGGCAUAUUUAGGUAUUGAUGUCAAACGGAAAGUCACAGAUUAUUACGAGAUUUGGUCAGACUCUAGACCUGAGCGCAGUGAUAUCAAGCUUCACUCUGGUUUCUAUUACCACGGAGAAAGUGCUUUGGAACACCAGAUUGGAGAUCUCCGUAUUCACUUCUCUUAUGCUGGCAGGGAGGAUGAUAUUUACACAGCAGUAGGUCAAGUUGAAGGUGGUACUCUACAGGCUUACAGUCCAACAAGGUUUCCUACAGCGGACCCAAUUUGUCUGCUCCGCAAAGGUUCUUACACUUUGAACCACCUCUUUGAACUAGAGAAAAGAGAUGCAAAUAUACACACCUGGCAAUACAGACUGUUUGGAUUUGUUCAAGUCUUGGCUUCAGCAAUGACAUUACAUCCUGAUUGGGUGACAAUAUUCUUACAAAGUACGUGGGUGUCAAGUAACUUUAGGAGGUGCUCAAGAUUUUGGAUAAACUUCGUACUGUCGUGCUCCUACACUUUAUUCAUCAUUGCUUUGCCAUGGUUGAUCCACAAGCCGGCAUUCGGAGCCAUAGUGCUAGGAUGUUCGAUGUUGCCACUGCUGCACUACUCGACUCUGAUGACGCGACGCGACGCCACCCAGGACGCCGCGCAGUACACCAGGUGGAUCAACACCGCUAACUGAACGACCAAUGCCAUGAACAUGGAAUUUACAAAGUGAGAGAGUAUACCUAACUCAGUUCGUUGACCCGAGAGUCACACGGCUCAAUAUUUAUAUUUUUAUAAGUAGCGUUAAGUCCUCAAUGAAAUGUGUCCCGGCCCGCUUUCUAGCUUAAUACACUGAGAGAUCCUGAAAUCGAAUAAUUAUACGUCAAUAAGUGCAAUAUAUUUUAUUUCGUAGCUAAUAUUUAAAUAUUCGAAAUGGUCAUAGAUUAAUUUUCCCGUCGUUUAGUCGGCAACUACACGCAUAUAAUAUGCGUUUUAGGUACCUUGCGUAUAGACGCAAAGUACCUAAGUCCAUGUAGAUGAUAGCUUCCACAUGGACUAUGCAAGGUUUCAAUUAAAAUAUUUUUAGUAGAAUAUUAAAUUAGUGCCAAAUUGUGAAUGGCGCGUAUUACUUUUAUUUUGCUGAUGACUAAAUUGCUGCCGAAAGGAAAGAAAUAAAUAAAUUAACAACCAAAUUACUUAGUGAUAUGAAAAAAUACUGGCAGAUUUAAAAAAAAAGAUGAUUUUUAAAAGAGGUUUUACAAAAUAGUACAAAUAUGAUGAGCUGCUUGUUCAUUCUGCCAGAAAAAUAACAUGACAUGACAACCUUUUAUCACAUGGAAGUGAUGUUAAAGUAUAUUUUUUGGUCACACUGAGGGUUCAUAUCUCGCAUUGUCUAGUCUGAAUAAUAAUUAUAACCUAUCAUUAAUUAGUUGUAGGUAGACUGACUGUACUUAAAUUAUAUUGUAAUUGUAACAAACAAAAUGAAGAAACUUCUGUUAUGUUAAUUAAUUUUAUUAUUAUUAUAAAAUUCUACACUCUUCCGACUAAUGUACGCCUUCAUAAUGCGAUAUUGCUCCUCUAGCAAACACCACGAAAGCGUAGUUUAGGAAUAAAAAUCUCUAAAAUAUUUCGUGCAAAUGUCAAGAAUAAAUUAAAAAUCUCAAAAAUAUUUAAUCUGUAAGCGGUCCUUGAAAUGUUGAUGAAUUAAUUAAUUUAAAAUCGCCAAUACUAAACUAUUUACAAUAAAUACUUUUAGCUUUAUCAAUUUUUCACAAAUUAUAUCUAAUGUAAUAAUAAUACUUUUUAUGUUGUAGGUGUAGGGAACCCAUUAAAAGUGUCACCAGCCAGAAAAGGUUACCUGUCGGUAAAUACUUUUUUGUAUCUUUUUUUACAUUUUUUUGAUAUAUUUUUUUUAGUACAGAUUAAAUUAUGUAUGUAGUUUUUUUUACACAGUUAUUUGAAAUAAAACUAUCGUUAUUGUUUACAGCCCUCUAUGUCUCUUUUGUCAUUAAAUGGUAUCUAUUUAAAAACUAUUAAGGUUUAUUUAUUCGAACUGUGAUUUUUUUACAUUAAUCCUUAGCACAAAUUUAGACGGUUGUAUUUCGUAUUGUUUAAUAAACUAUAGUUUUUAUGUAAUAAUUUUAUUAAUUUAUUACAGUAUCAUAAAUUAGCACACUUAUUAAAAUACAUACUGUAGAUCAUUUUAUUCGUAACAUGGCUACACAUCAAGCUAUGGGGAACCAGUAUAAACUGACUGUUGGAUGUGUGAAAAGAUCAUCCAAAGUGAGGCCAGAAAUAUUGGUUUUGUAUAAUUUGAUGUGUACGAUCGUACUCCACCAUAUCCCGUACAAGGUACACAAGUGAACCAAUUACUGAUUAAGUGUAGUUUAAAGUUUUUACAUUGUGAAUAGAUAUAUAAAAUUUAAAUUAUUAAAAACAGUAGUUGCAAUAGUAUUCAUAAUUCACUCAAUAAGCGUUUUUAUUAUAGUAUCUACCUAAAUCGUAACUUAAACGUAAUAUUACAAAAUGUAGAAUCAAUCCCUUGGUUGUGAGUACCGCUUGUGACUGCUGUUGUACCUAUAAAAUAAUACUAUUUUCGAAAUAAACUCCUAACAAAUACAUAAACUGUAUCUUUUAUUAAACCCCUGAUAGUACAGUGUUCUCACUUUUUUACUUAACGAUUAGAAAAGGAAAGUCUUCUCAGCGUAAAUAUAUAUAUUACACGUUUAAUUCCUAAGGC